Messenger RNA from Drosophila nasuta, 2599 nucleotides. RefSeq names its product neurochondrin (gene Neurochondrin). The coding region runs from base 166 to 2337 and encodes 723 amino acids. The transcript is spliced from 2 exons. Lineage: Eukaryota; Metazoa; Arthropoda; Insecta; Diptera; Drosophilidae. Gene Ontology annotation, biological process: neuron projection development; regulation of neuronal synaptic plasticity. The record is from RefSeq and is a predicted model, not a curated record. Gene Ontology annotation, cellular component: dendrite.
GAUCAGUGCGCGAGAGUGCGUCGUCGAGCGAGGAAGCCAAAAUCCAAGAAGAAAAAACAUUCGGUCGGAAAAAGCGAUCGAAGCCAACGGGAACUGCUGAGUGCUGAGUGUGUGUGUGUAGCCAAGUGAAAGUAUACAGCAGCUGCAUACGAGAGGCAAGGAGAUAUGACAGACGUGCCGGAACCUGUGCGCAAGUGCGCCAAUCUGCUGAAGGGCACGCGAAGCGAUACUGAAAAGUUCGCGGCUCUGUUCAUGGUCACGAAGCUUAUGAAGGGCAAGGACUGCAACACGGCGGGCAAGAAGCUGCUCUUUGAGGCCAUUGGAUUCCCCUUUCUGCGCAAACUGCUCGUCUCCAAGGACUUGCCCAACGAUUGCCCGCCUCUGGUGUACAAGAGCGUCGCCCUCUCGAUUCUCACGGGCUUCUGCCAGGAGGAGGAGUUGGCCACCCACAAGGACAUCAUCGAUGCCAUACCCACGUUGCUGGAGAUCGUCGAACAGGCCGACGACGAGGACUACGAGGACAAUCUGAUUGUGGUCAGCGAGGCAUACAGUUGCCUCAAGAGUAUUGCGAGCUAUGAGCCUGGUCAGCAGGCACUUUUGGAGACGGGAGCCAUUCCCAAAAUGUCGCAGAUCUAUUCGGCACAGAGUUUCCAGACCGACGAGGCUCUGCACUUGAUUGUGCUGCUCGUGAACAAGUUCGGUGUUGUGUCCUGGCCCGAGGAUCCCACAGCCUUCCAUGCGCUCAUCCAGCGCAUCGCUCUCGACAUGGAGACGGAUCACACGGAACGCAAGUACGAGCUGUGUCGCAUUCUUGCAGACAUUCUGAUCACCUGCCGUCGCGAGAUUGUGGUGAACUCACUCGAGGGUCAGAUCUGGCCAGAGAGUCUGUUCAAGGGCUGCGGGGACAUAUUGAAGGCAAAGAUUGGACCCAAGCAGCGGGAUCCCGCACUUCACUUGAUUGCCACGACCCUUCAGGUGCUGGGCAUUCAGUGGGCCUUCAUGGAUGAUCAGAAGCAAUUUUUCCUCAUGCUGCUGCAGUUGGCCGCCAUUGAGGUGCGCAUGCAGAUGGACGAGAAGAAGCUGGAGACGACGUUCAAGCAGGCGGAGCUGCUCACCUGCUGCUUCGUCAUUCUGGAGCAGUGCAUCGAGUACAUGGCUACCGAUCAGCUGGAUCUCGAGCCCAAAGAGAAGCAGACCACCUACACGGCCCUCAAGGGCGCUUUCAACCAGGUGAUGGCAGUGUUGACCCGAGUCAGCCAGGACAAGAUUCGCGAGAAUGGCAAUCCACGUGACAAGGCCUUCAUUGUGGCAACGGUGCGCAUAUUGUCUGCCUGGUUGGCCCAGGAGACAACUGCCAUGCGUCCAGCGAUCUACAAGCUAUUACCCUUCAUGCUCAAGAUUGCCAAUGAGAGCUUCCACGAUCUGAAGACCUGGCGCGCAGGUCCCAGAGAGGGAACCCCGCCAGUCGAUAUUCUGCGGGUCAUGAUGCCAGCAUUGUGCCACUUCGCUGUUGAGGAUGAGGCCAGACGUGUGCUCUUUACCCACAAGCAGGACGAGGUGCUGCUGGAGGCCAUCGAGCUGUACUUCAGCAUUGCCCACUGGAAGCGUCCGCCCAUUCCACGUGCGGAGCGACUGAAGCGCAUGAACGAACCCGACCCGGUGCCAACACCCGAGCAACAGGCUCAGAUGAAGGAGGCUCGUGGUGCAAUUGUUGCUCUGUGCAACAUUCUGAUGAACUUCACUGUGCUGGAGCCGAAGCGUGCUGAGGAUGCACCCACUUUCGCUAAUCUGCUGAAGUUUGUGGUGGAGAAUCUGCCCGAGCUCAAGGAUACACCCGAGAACCUGGUUAUUCAUGGCAACUUGGCUGUGCUUGGUCUACUGCUGCUUAAGCAGCAGUCCAAGAAGGUGAAGCAGAAUGACUUCUCCAUCUGCCGCUACAUUCAGGCCACCAUUCGAUUCCUUUGGGAUGCCUACAACAUCGAUGAGAGCAACGAUCCCACCGCCCUGGUCGUGUCCAUCGCCUACAAGGGUGUCUGGUCGGAUGUCUCGGAACUGUGGUUCCUCGGCAUGCAGACGAUGUGUGGGGUUCUGCCUCUGGUGCCGUGGCUCUCGGAGUUCGCCCUCGAGUCUGGCUGGGCAGAGGGCAUUGUGAAGACACUGAAGAAGGUGAAAAUCGGCACAUUGCCCGCGAAUGUUAAGUCUGCCUACGAGGACUUCCUCUCACAGCUGGUCGAUGUCAAUGCUGAUGUUGUUGCCGUGCUGAAGAAGGCCGAUGCCUUGCGUGUCUGCCGCAAUCAUCGGAUGAUGGAUCUGGGCAAGAAACUGUUUGGAGACUAAAUAAUUAAUAUUCAGUAGACUCUCGAAACUAACAUAUUUUUGUAUGAGCUUUGUUUUAAAUCGGUGUAUUCUUUCUCAAUCUCUCUCUUUCGUUCUGUGGGCAUUUUGUGUGUGAUUUACUUUUGAUAUGAAAAUGAGAAAAAACAUGCUAGAGAAUUUUCUUUUGCUAUCCGAAAUGGAAUUAUUUUAUAUGCACUUUUAUGCUUAUUCUCUAUCUUAAUAAUUAAACAACUUUUAGACGAAAAUAAAUACAAAUUUAAUA